Messenger RNA from Cololabis saira (Pacific saury), 1509 nucleotides. RefSeq names its product proteasome 26S subunit, non-ATPase 8 (gene psmd8). Gene Ontology annotation, biological process: proteasome-mediated ubiquitin-dependent protein catabolic process. Gene Ontology annotation, cellular component: nucleus; proteasome regulatory particle; cytosol. Lineage: Eukaryota; Metazoa; Chordata; Actinopteri; Beloniformes; Belonidae. The transcript has 7 exons. The record is from RefSeq and is a predicted model, not a curated record. Bases 28 to 825 code for a protein of 265 amino acids.
CGGUGUCGCACAUUUUGCAGAAUCACCAUGGCGCUGAGGGAGACUGCGGGACUGUACGAGACCCUCAAAUCAGAGUGGAACAAGAAGAACCCCAGCCUCAACAAAUGCGGGGAACUUCUCAUCAAGCUUAAGAUUUCCUUACUUGAGCUGAAUUUUUUACCCACCAGUGGAUCUGCUCUCACUAAGCAGCAGCUCAUUCUAGCUCGAGAUGUCCUUGAGAUCGGAGCCCUCUGGAGCAUCCAGAAGAAGGACAUCCCAGCCUUUGAGAGAUACAUGGCUCAGCUAAAAUGUUACUACUUUGAUUACAAGGAGGAACUGCCAGAAGCUGCCUACAUGCACCAGUUACUUGGGCUGAACCUGCUCUUCCUGCUGUCACAGAACCGCUUGUCUGAGUUUCACACAGAACUUGAGAGAUUGACUGCACGGGACAUUCAGACCAACGUGUACAUCAGACAUCCGGUGUCCUUAGAGCAGUACUUGAUGGAGGGAAGCUACAACAAGGUCUUUCUUGCAAAAGGCAACAUCCCUGCUGAGAGCUACAACUUUUUUAUAGAUAUUCUGCUCGACACAAUUCGGGAUGAGAUUGCAGGCUGCAUAGAGAAAGCGUACGAGCAGAUCCAGUUCAGCGAAGCGACUCGAGUGCUUUUCUUCAGCUCCCCCAAAAAGAUGACAGAAUAUGCCAAGAAGAGAGGAUGGAGUCAGAGCCCAGAUGGCUAUUACUCUUUCUCCAGUCAGCAGCAGCGAACAGAAGAAGUGACCAUCCCCUCCACAGAGCUGGCACAACAGGUCAUCGAAUACGCACGACAACUGGAAAUGAUUGUGUAAUCCGCCCCCAGGAACACUCAGCCAUGUACAGACAAACACGUCGUCAGCUCAAAACAGUUUCACCAAGGUUUUGACUUCAUUUAUUGCCACAGUGUUUGAUUUGUUUUCCAUAAAUUAAAGAUCUCCUCCUUUAUUCCUCCAGUUUUCUUACAUGCAUCCACAGAUCUUUCUGUCUGGCAUUUUUGUUUCCAUUUUAAAUUAUGUGGAACAAAACUGAAAGUAUGAUAGUCUUCUGCAGUUUCUACCCUUUGUUGAAGACAUUUGAGAUUUUCAAGACGAAUAAUUAUUUUAAGAUGACUUGACACACUCUUAAAUUGAGCUUUCUGUAUGGUCAUUCCCAGUAAGUGACAGUGAAACAACAAAACUACCAUAUUAAAGGAAAAAAAAAAACCUUUUUUGUUUGUAACUACAGGAAAGUUAGUCAUCACCCUGUGGCUUUCUUUGUCUUCUAUGAACACAACCCAAGUUUUUUUAAUUUCCCUUCUGAAGUUUAAACAGGUUUUUUGUAUACAAAGUUUUAUCCACAGUACUAACAGAAAUGUAUGAACCUUCUUUGUAUCCACAACUGAAAGAAUUGCCAUUGAAGUUUGAGUGUUUUCUAAGUAGUAAUUCCACUUCCUCCCUGGAUGAUUUGUUGUUCACUCGAUCUUAUAAUGCAAUUCUUUGUCUGAAAUAAAUGAUUCA